ACAAAUCUACAAUAGGAGUUUUUGGGACUCAGCGAUAUUCUCAAAGAUCCUGCGUAACUUCGGAGGUCGUAUUCGUCUUGUUUUGGUAACGGGUGCUCCCAUUGCUCCCUCCAUUCUACGUUUCACACGGGCAGUAUUCUCGUGUCCAGUCCUUGAGGGAUAUGGUUGCACAGAGACAUGUGGCCCUGUGUCGGCAUCGGUUGCUGGUGACCUGAAUGGCAGCCAUGUUGGAGCGCCCUGGCCACAUGCAGAAAUUAAAUUGACCGACGUCCCAGACAUGGGCCUCGUAGCUGCAAGAGACAACAGAGGAGAGAUUUGUGUCCGGAGUACUUCGUGCAUAAGUGGCUAUUACAAGAACCCUGAGAUGACUGCCAAGUUAAAAGACAAGGAUGGGUGGCUACAUACUGGUGAUGAGGGAUGUCUGAAGGUGGUCGAUCGCUGCAAGAACAUUUUUAAACUAGCCCAAGGCGAGUACAUUGCUCCAGAGAAAUUGGAACUCGUCUAUCAACAGAGCGCAUUAAUCAGCCAGAUCUUUGUCGACGGCGACGCACACAGCACUUUUCCUGUUGCCUUGGUUGUUCCUGAAGUUGAACCACUUUUUAAGGCCCUCUCCAACCAUUCUCCAAAAAGUCCUCAUGAAACUAUCGUAAUUGCUCAAAACAAACCAUCAUUGGAGGAUAUUUGUGCUGACCCCAGAGCUAAAAAGCUAGUAAUGGCGGAUUUAAAGAGUCUUUCCGAGGCUGCAAAUUUCAUGGGAUUUGAAAAGGUGAAGAAUAUCAAAUUGAUAGCAGAGCCCUUCAGUAUCGACAACUCGAUGCUAACUCCGACACAGAAGGUUGCUCGACCUGCGGUUCGAAAGCGGUAUGCCGAGGAACUGAUCAACCUCUAUCAAGAACACAUAGCGGUUUAA
Messenger RNA from Hydatigera taeniaeformis, 910 nucleotides. The record is from the annotation of a GenBank genome assembly. NCBI's taxonomy places the organism in Eukaryota, Metazoa, Platyhelminthes, Cestoda, Cyclophyllidea, Taeniidae.